AUGAGUAAUGGCCUGAUCUACAUAAACAUAUUUGUAUGUGUGACAAAGCACACGCGAGCCGCUCCGUGCCUCUCAGUGCCAGGCGAGGAGUCGAAAAAAACCACCGGGACGCCCCACUUUUAUGCACUUUCAAGCCACUUGCUAAAAGUUCAUCGCAUCCGAAGGUCACUCGGGUUGUAACACGCCACCGUUGCCAUGGCAACCGGCGACAAACAUCACAAACUCUGUCAAACUCUGUCCUACCCAAGGCAGGAUAUCUCCGGAGCGCCCCAAGGAAUGUAUGACGAAACCGUGGAGGUGAACGCUAGAGAUAUAGAAAGCCCACCAAGUUCAGACGAGGAACCGGUCAAAGCUGCAAUGGCAAAGUUCAACCCUCCAGUACGACACACCGCGAGACAUGACUUCGAUUCUGAGAGCGAGAGUGAAUCGGAAGUUGAGAAGUUCGGUACCCUUUCUGAGGAAGAUCAGUCUCCAGAUAGAAAAUCAGAUCAAGAGGAGGCGCCAAAGCAGAAAGCAAAAGCAAAUAGCGACGUGUCGAGACAAUCGAGCAAAAAUCACGAUUCUUCUAAUUCAGAUACAGACAGCGCGGAUUUGGGCGUGGAUAUUGUAGAACGAGUGGAGCCUCUACCGGCGGGAAGUGGAAGAAGACGAGCUGGAGUCGUGGUACUAGCUGACGGUGCUUACGACCCGAAGCACUAUCAAGACCUGAAGGUUUCUCCGGAGAUGGAGAACGUUUUCCAGUACAUCAUGAAGUACACGCCGCAGAAGAUCGACAUCUCCCUGAAGCUGUCCCCAUUCGUGCCGGAGUUCGUUCCGGCGGUGGGCGACACGGACGCGUUCCUCAAGGUCAGCACGCCACCCGCUGGUCUGCGCGCCACACCGCUCGCCGACCAUGCUCUCGAACACAUCGACAAUUUGGGUCUAACUGUCCUGGACGAGCCGUCGGCGGAGCAGAGCGAUUCGGCUUUGCUACACUUACAGCUUCGGGCAUUAUCAAAGAGCACCAGCGCCAAGUCCACAGUGUUGACCAGGAAGGUCGAACAAGCUGAGAAGAAUCCUAAAUCGAUAGAGCGCUGGAUAAAGGACGUGAGUGAGCUGCACAUGGCGAAACCAGCACCCACGCUCACGUAUUCGUGUAAAAUGCCCGACAUAGACAGCCUAAUGGAGGAGUGGCCAGACACCAUGGAGGACACCCUCAACGAGGUCGGAUUCCCACCAGCCAACAUAGACUGUACUCUAUCCCAAUACGUUGAUUUUGUGUGCUCCCUAUUCGACAUCCCAGUGCAAGGUGAUAGCCUAAAUGACAGAAUACAAGCUUUACAUUUGCUGUUUAAUCUGUAUUCCGCUGUCAAAAACUCGCAGCUGUACGCCGAGCGCGAAAAAGAGAAGGUUGGGGGGUAG
This is a messenger RNA of Pararge aegeria (speckled wood butterfly), 1401 nucleotides long. It is a transcript of the gene IFT46, whose product is annotated as intraflagellar transport protein 46 homolog. Lineage: Eukaryota; Metazoa; Arthropoda; Insecta; Lepidoptera; Nymphalidae. The record is from RefSeq and is a predicted model, not a curated record. Gene Ontology annotation, biological process: cilium assembly; intraciliary transport. Gene Ontology annotation, cellular component: centrosome; intraciliary transport particle B; motile cilium.